UCGACGCUGAUUGGCUGCCUCGCACAGCAAGUACCGGAAGUGACCGGGUGAGGUUGCGCCGAAGCUUGUGAAUGGAAGACACCGUGCACUCGUAUUGAUCGAGCUGGGACGAGAAUCAAUAUAGCUGUGUUGGCUCGUGAAUUCACCACAGACCAUUCAUCGAAGCUGGAAGAAUACUAGCUAUGGCGACUCCCCUCUUUAUCUCUCCAUGUCGACUUCAGCAAAUGCUGGAAGAAAAACACAACGCACUGCAGAUUGUGGAUUGCCGGUCUUUCAUGCACUACAACACUGACAGAAUCUUGACGUCUAUCAACGUGUACUGUCCACCGCUCCUUAGGAAACGUACCCGUCGUGUCUUCCAUUGGAAACAGUCGUGUCUAAAGAGACACAAAAGUCUACUACGGCCAAAUCUUGAAGCAAUUAUACUGCACGAUUUGGAUACAGAUGAAUUCUCCAGUGACAGUGCCAAAGCGGAGUUACUUCUAACCAUCAAGAGCCUUGUGCGCCUUGUUGGCAAAAAGAACUUUUUCAUUCUCUCUGGCGGAUUUUUGCGCUUCAAGCGAGAAUGCCCAAGGCUAUGUGUUUCCCACAGUUCGUUGUUCAAGGACCGGAACUUGCUUAACCCCCAGCAAGUCCUUCCGUUACCCCCCGGGCGCUUCGACCGCUCCCCCCGGACAGAGUUAUCCAGUAUGGGUUCUCCAGUUGAGCUACUCCCGUAUCUGUAUAUCGGAGAUGCAAGUCACUCAUCCCAACGACAACUUCUCAAAGAAGUUGGAAUCACCGCCAUUUUGAAUGUUUCCACUUCCUGUGAAAAUCAUUUUCCUGAGGACUUCCGGUACAAGGUCAUCCCAGUACAAGAUACAGUGACCGCGGAUCUUCUCACGUGGUUUACAGACGCCAUUAAUUUUAUAGAAAAUAUCCGUCUUUCUGGAGGUCGAGUUCUUGUCCAUUGCAAAGGUGGAGUGAGUCGAUCAGCCACAAUCUGCCUGGCGUAUUUAAUGUAUGCUCGGUCUCUGGGACUAGAUGACGCCUUCGAUUACGUGAAAUCUCGCCGUGACGUCAUUUCCCCCAACGCUAGUUUUAUGAUGCAGUUGACAUUGUUUGAAAAGGAGAUAAGCAAUCAUAAGACCCCGAAGACGCCCACGCCACCAUCGCUUUCACCUUGUAGACUUUAUACACACAGUAUGCUGACGUCACCGGAUCAUGCGUUCACCUUUGAUGGUUGUGAUGUUAACAGCGCGUCACCGGAUGUGGACAUGACGCAUGUGCAGCCCUCGUUUCAGUUUCUCUCCAGUCCCGUCGUGUCUACGUCAUGAGGUCAUUGGAACUGAUAUCCGGGUCAAAAGGUCAUGAGAUGACCUUGACAUUAUCCCUAAUAUUGUGUUCAAGGACAAAUGUGCAAUUCUGUUUCAACAUAUCUAUUUUGAAAAUACUGUUAUUUAUUAUUGUGGGGUUUUUCCCUUCAUGGACCUACUAAAAACACUACGGUGGGACCAUUUACCUUCCUCGAUGAUUCAACAUUGGUUUAUGAUCUCUUGAUCAGAUUGUGAACUCUCGGGAGUUAUCACAAAAGUUGUGUGAACUCCACUUUCAACGAUACACAAAUAAUAUGAUCCCUUGAAUAUAUGUUGUGCUGGUCACCACUUUGGGGGACAUCUCAAAAGGUGUAAGGAUAUAUUUGUUUCGUUUCAUACCAAUUCUAAAUUUACAGGUAUAAUAUUAUUUGUUAUUCACACAGUUUUGAAAUUGUGUGUUAUUUCUAAUCCAUCUCUUUGUUAUUUCGCUUAUAUGACCUUUUGAGACGUUCCUUAAGAAUGAAAGCUUGUUUGAGAAAACACCCGUCUAGUUUCACAAUGUCUAUGCAUACACUGAUAGAUAUUGCGUCAACGGGCUAUUUAUGUUUUUUCCACAUCUUUCAAUAUUUACAUUUCAAUCUUUAUUGUUCUGUUUGAUUGUUCUCUGAAUAAUGGUGAGAUUAUAUUUCAUCCCUAAAUUAUCAUCACGUGUACAUUAAACGUUGGGAUACGACCCGUUUCUCUAUAUAUAGCUUACCGCAAUGCAUUAUCAAUGCAAGUGAUGCACGUCGUAUUACUAUUAUUACUAUAAUUUAUAAUAUCAUAAUGUUGGAAGUUAACUUCGAAAUAUUUUUCAAAUAUAUACCUCUGCAUUUAGAUGCAUUUGAAAAUUUCAGGAUUUUAAAUUGAUUUGUUUGUUACAAUCGAAAAUGUUUUUUCUUGUGUUUGGCAAACUAUACUGUGUCAUUGAAAUAUGUACCAAAUAUUAUUUGGAUGUACUUCAUGACACAUCGGAUAAGGCUCAACUCGUUAAUAAUUUCUUUAAAAAUGAUUAAAAAUUUCUCAUUUGAUACUUUUCAACUACAUUUUAUUUUAAUGAAAUUUCAUUUCGAUCCUCCACUGGGUUAAAUGAAACUGAUAACCCCUGUCAAUCAUCCCAAUAGCAACUCAACCCUCCGUCCAAAAUAUCAACCUAACUGUAAAAAAUACUUUAACAAAGAAACUCUAGUUUGAUAUAAGGAUUGAAUGAAUAGUGUGGAUGGUAUUUAUUUCAGAUAUUGACUAUAAAAUAUCUCACGAAUCGCUUUAGAUGGUAAUGUCUGACUGGUUUCGUUGACGUAUUAGUGUCAAAGUCACUGCACUUUAGAAAUUGACACGUUAAUGAAAUGUACAUGUGAUUGGUUAGCUGUAUGGAGUGUAAUUACCCCGACAUCCCUUGCAUACGAGGUGUAAUUGUGUCAACUGUAUUACCUUGCCGUGUACUUGACAUUCCCGCAACCCUUUCAAUACUGUCAAAUGGCGUGUCUUCAGAUGUUUCAUAUUUUUGUAAGAGUUAUUGAUUAUGUGCCAAUAAACCUCACUCGAAAUAUA
Molecule: messenger RNA, 2885 nt
Organism: Haliotis rubra (blacklip abalone)
Lineage: Eukaryota; Metazoa; Mollusca; Gastropoda; Lepetellida; Haliotidae
Product: dual specificity protein phosphatase 2-like
Biological process (GO): negative regulation of MAPK cascade; protein dephosphorylation
Cellular component (GO): cytoplasm; nucleus
Molecular function (GO): MAP kinase tyrosine/serine/threonine phosphatase activity; protein tyrosine/threonine phosphatase activity
Source: RefSeq, a predicted model, not a curated record